AUGGUACAUAAUGAAACUACUACAAUUGAAGAGUCACAUAAUGAGAAACAAAUACGUGAAUUAUCAGAAGAAUCAGAAGAAUCAUCAACAGAUAUAGAAAAUGAAGAUGAAGAAUUGGAACCUCCAAAAUUAAAAUAUACAAGAUUAAACAAAUUACCUACCAAUUUCUUUAAUAAAGACCCCAUAUCAACUUCAUUCUUUCAUGAUGAUAUAUUCAUAUUUGCUACUCAUUCAGGCAUAAUUCAUAUUUGUAAAUGUAAUUUUGAAAGUAUACGAACAUUUAAAGCUCAUAAAGCAUCCAUAUUAUCUGUAUAUACUAAUGGUAUUUAUUUUGCCAGUGGCUCAAUGGAUGGUACAGUUGUAAUUGGUUCAAUUUUAGACGAUAAAGAUAUAGUAGCUUAUGAUUUUCAAAGACCUAUUCAUGCAGUGAUACUAGAUCCAAAUUAUGCUAAAAAUAGAAGUUUCAUAUCUGGUGGUAUGGCUGGUAAAGUGAUAUAUCUGAGUAAAAGCUGGCUUGGAAAAAGAUCAGAUAUAGUAUUAGAUGAAGGAAAUGGUCCAAUUGUGAAAUUGGAAUUAGUUAAAGAUGAUUUAAUAUUUUGGAUGAAUGAUAAAGGAAUAAAUGUAUUUCAAAUAAGUUCAAAAACAAUUAUUGCCGUUAUUGAAAAACCUGAAGAUAGUGCAAGGAGUGAUUUAUAUUGGCCAAGAUGUGCAUUAUUAGAUAGUGAUAGAUUAAUAAUUGCAUGGAGUAACUAUGUGUGGAGUUUAAGAGUUAGUGUUAAAAGUAAAGAAGAUAAUGAGAGUAUUGGUUCAUCAGGAAUGAGUAGAAUUCUUCCGUCAACUGCGUCAAUAUCAUUUAGAUCUAAUGUCGUGCAGGAGAAAAAGAUUGAAGUUGAGCAUGUUUUCAAAAUGGAUGAUUUGAUAGCCGGUAUAGCAAGUUUUAAUGAUGAUUUAUGGAUGUGUUUAACUUAUAAUCCACCGACACAAGAUGAGGAAAUUGGGAAAAAAGAAUUUUAUAAUCCUGAUUUAAAAUUAAUUAAUUCAAUGACUGGUGAAGUUGAAUUUGAAGAAGAAAUAGGGUUGAAAAAUAUAAAUAACUUAGGUUUGAAUGAUUUUAAUUUAUUAUGUCACAUAGAGACAAUACCUAAAUAUUUCAUAAUUAGUGCUAAAGAUUGUGUCAUUGCUCAAGAACUACAAAUUGAAGAUAGAUUGGAUUGGUAUCUAAAUAAAGAAAAUUAUUUACAGGUUUAUGAAAUUAGUCAAUAUUUAGUAACACCUUAUAAGAGAUUAAGCUUUGGUAUUCAAUAUGUGGAUUCAUUAGUCAAAGAAGAUGAUUGGGAUAAAGCAGGACAAUUCUUAAAGAAACUACUUGAAAUUGAACCGGUUAAUGAGGAUCAAAGUAUGAUAUCUGAAGAAAUUUCAAGUAUUAAUAUAAAUGAUGAGAUAGUUUCACAGUGGGAUACCUGGUCUAAUAUAUUUAUAAACAGCGGACACAUAAAAGAAUUAACUGAUGUAAUACCGGAAACAGAAUUAAUAAAGAAAGAAAUUUACGACAAAAUAUUAUUAUAUUGGAUUGAAAACGAUGGUGAAAAACUAUUGCAGUUGGUUAAAGAUUGGGAUAUAUCAAUAUAUGAGGUGAGUAAAAUACAAAAAGAGUUAGAGUCAAAAAGCGGAGAAAUCGAUGAAAAUCUAGAACGUGCAUUAAUUGUCAUAUUCAACAAAUCUUUACAAUUUACAAAAGCUAUACCCCAUUUAAAACAUUUAAAAGAUCCAAAUAUAGUUGAAUAUUUAUCUGAGCAUCAUAUACUACCUAAAUUUAUCAACGACUUACCUGAAUUUAUAUCAUUGAGAUUUGAAAAUGCAAAAGAUUUAACAACAUUACCUGUUCCACAAAUAGAAGAUAAAGUUUCAGAUAUAAUUGACAUCCUUAUAAAUUAUAGAAUGGAAAUAUCACCAAAAACCAUUGUUUCAAUUUUCAACAAAGCCAAUUUAUCAAUUUUGAAUUUUUUUUACCUUGAAAACUUGUCGUCAAUUGAUGAGAUAUUAAUAAAAGGAUUUGGGGAUGAACGUAUGAAACUUUAUUCAGAAUUUAAAAGAAGCAGUUUAUUACCAUAUCUUAAAAAUAAUAACGAUUAUGAUAUAGAUUAUGCAAUAUCAAUCUGUGAAUCGAAUGAAUAUAUUGAAGAAUUAGUCUACACAUAUGGGAAAAUAAAUGAGAAUAAAAAAGCAAUUGAGUUAGUUAUUAAUAAAUUAAACGAUCCAAUAAUGGCUAUUAAUUUUGCCAAACAUCAAAAUGAUAAAGAAACAUGGGAAAUCUUAAUUGAAAAUUCAAUAACUAGGAGUAAUUUCAUAAAAGCUUUAAUUGAAAAUAGUGAUGAGAGUUCAAAUUUAUAUUAUGAUCCAAUUACAAUACUUCAACGAAUGCCACAAGAUAUUAAAAUUGAAGGUUUAAAUUUAUCCAUAAUUGAGUUUUCUAAAAAUAAUGAAUUGAAUAAAUUGAUUAAUCAAUUGAUUUUAAAUAUAAUAUAUAAAAACCUAAAGGAGAAUUCUGUAGAUUAUACAAAUUACAAAACUAAAGGAUUGGAAAUUGAGAUUGAUAAAGAAUUGAAAGAAUUGAAAAAAUUGAUACAAAAAUUUGAAACUAUAUUAAUUUUGAAAAAAAAUGAAGAUAUUGAAUUAAAAUUGGAAUCUAAGUUUCUUGAUGAUAAUGUUCAUCAUUUGGCAUAUGAGAAUUUAUAUGAAAAGUUGAUCCAUAUAAAAGAAUUGGAAUCAAGGAUAUAA
Messenger RNA from Insectozyma verbasci, 2778 nucleotides. Lineage: Eukaryota; Fungi; Ascomycota; Pichiomycetes; Serinales; Debaryomycetaceae. The record is from the annotation of a GenBank genome assembly.